UCAAACUCACCCACCAAUCCCUCUCUAUCUCCGCCACUCCCAAGCCUCUCUCCGCCGUCGUCGUCGCCGCCACCAAGAAAGCCGUCGCCGUCCUCAAAGGCACCUCCAAUGUCGAAGGCGUUGUAACCCUCACUCAAGAUGACAAUGGUCCAACUACUGUGAAUGUUCGUGUUACAGGACUCACUCCGGGACUUCAUGGAUUCCAUCUACACGAAUUUGGAGAUACAACAAAUGGGUGUAUGUCAACAGGAGCACACUUUAAUCCUAAUGGUAUGACACACGGUGCUCCUGAAGAUAAAAUCCGUCAUGCGGGUGACCUGGGAAACAUAGUUGCUAAUGCUGAUGGGGUGGCAGAGGCAACAAUAGUGGAUAACCAGAUACCACUUACUGGACCUAAUGCUGUCAUCGGCAGGGCCCUCGUGGUUCAUGAGCUUGAGGAUGACCUUGGAAAGGGUGGUCACGAACUUAGCCUUUCCACUGGCAAUGCAGGGGGACGAUUGGCAUGUGGUGUGGUUGGUUUGACUCCAGUUUAAGGACAGAUCCUUGUUUGGAAUCAAUCCGCUGUGUACUAGUGACUUGCUUGUUUUACUUCCUUUGCAUGCUUAAUAUAGAGCUCAAUGUUAUUGAAAGCCGAGGAUGUACUUUCGUAUUCUGUGAACGGCAAUUGUUAGUGGCAAAGCUUGCAGAAUCAAUCUUGUUUUUGUGUAUUCAGUCUCCAAUAAAUGUGACCUUGGUAUGCAUGGAUGGAGCUGUGCAUGAUGUAGUGGGUUCAAUUAACCUACUGGACUUUGAAUGUUUUUUUUUUUUAAAAGAGUAAUGUACUAUUAUAUAAAA
Messenger RNA from Camellia sinensis, 834 nucleotides. Its product is annotated as superoxide dismutase [Cu-Zn], chloroplastic. Gene Ontology annotation, biological process: superoxide metabolic process. The record is from RefSeq and is a predicted model, not a curated record. Lineage: Eukaryota; Viridiplantae; Streptophyta; Magnoliopsida; Ericales; Theaceae. Gene Ontology annotation, molecular function: copper ion binding.